GACGUUCGAGUUCUGACCAUCUCGAAGAUCGCAUGGCCCAGUCAAGACACCUCUUCCGAGCAUAGCAACUGAAGGAUCAAGUGGUGAUACUGUUGGAGUGGUCCUUCAAAAGAGCAACAACCAUGGCAUCCCCAUUCCCGGUAGCCUUGCCUGAGUCGGCGACGCGAAGGAUCUCGCCGUCGACACCUUUGAUGAAGGCCACUGCUCAGACCGCCGAAAAGGGUAUCAAGAUCACUCCCAACAUUUCGUCCACGCCCCUCGCUCAGCGAACAGAUGCAGAGAAGAACGUUUUGAUUACUUCUGCUCUGCCGUAUGUGAACAAUGUCCCACAUCUUGGCAACAUCAUCGGCUCCACGCUUUCGGCCGACGUCUAUGCCAGGUACUGCCGGACGCGCAACCGCAACACACUCUACAUUUGUGGCACUGAUGAGUACGGCACGGCGACAGAGACAAAGGCAUUAGAGGAAGGCGUGGACCCGAAAACGCUGUGCGACAAAUACCAUGCACUCCAUGUGCAGGUCUACAAAUGGUUUGAAAUUGGCUUCGACCACUUUGGAAGGACGACGACAGCGAAGCAGACAGAAAUUGCACAAGAUAUCUUCCUCAAGUUGAACGAGAAUGGCUACUUGGAGGAACGAACGACAACACAAUUGUUCUGUGAGAAGGACCAGCGCUUCCUAGCAGAUCGAUAUGUCGAGGGUGUCUGCCCAAAAUGCGGAUACGAUGACGCCCGAGGUGAUCAAUGCGACAAGUGUGGUCAAACCUAUGAUGCAAUCGACCUCAUCUCCCCACGCUGUAAGACGUGCUCCUCUCUGCCCAUUAAGCGGGAUUCAAAGCAUAUGUUCCUGCGCAUCGACACUUUGCAGCCCUUGACCGAAGCGUGGGCGCGAAAAGAGAGCAAGGAAGGAGGCUGGAGCAGCAAUAGCAUCACGAUCACCGAGAGCUGGUUCAAGGAAGGGCUCAGGCCGUUCAGCCUGACGCGCGACCUGAAGUGGGGCGUACCUGUCCCUCUUGAACAGAUGAGGGGGAAAGUACUGUACGUCUGGUUCGACGCUCCGAUUGGGUACCCCAGCAUCACAGCCAACUACACGCCAGAUUGGGAGCUGUGGUGGAAGAAUCCGGAUCAAGUGGCAUUGCACCAAUUCAUGGGCAAGGACAACGUUCGCUUCCACACGGUCAUCUUUCCUUCCUGCUUAAUUGGCACGAAAGAUUCGUGGACAAAGUUGCACCAGAUCAGCACAACUGAGUAUCUGCAAUAUGAAGGCGGCAAGUUCAGCAAAAGCCGAAAUAUCGGCGUCUUUGGCGACAAGGCGAGCGAAACUGGCAUUCCGCCGAGUGUCUGGCGGUACUACCUUCUGCAGAACCGACCCGAGACGGCUGAUAGCCAGUUUGCGUGGGGCGAGUUCAUCAACCGCAACAAUGGCGAGCUGUUGGCGAAUCUGGGCAACUUUGUCAACCGCAUGCUCACCUUUGUUAGCAAAAAAUAUGGAGCUAUGUUGCCCGAGGUGCCGACGGAAUUGCAGCAGGUGCAAGCAGGUGGGCGAUACGAUACCUUCGUCAACGACGUCAACGCGCUGCUCAAGGCUUACGUCGAGUACAUGGAAGCAACGAAGCUCCGUGCCGGCUUGACAGUCGUCAUGCAAAUCUCCGCACGAGGAAACCUCUUCCUGUCGGAGUCAGGAUUGGACAACAAUCUUUUUGCCAACAGGCGAGCGGAGUGCGACGCCACCGUCCUGCUUUCCGUCAACCUAAUUUACCUCCUCACCGCGCUCGUGCACCCUUUCAUGCCCUCGACAGCGGACGAGAUGCUGGCGCAGAUCGAUGCGCCGCCGCGUGCGCUACCCAGGCCCAGCGAGUGGUCUCGCUCUGAAGCUGCUGGGGACACUGUGACGCUCGACUUGCUCGCAGGGCACCGUAUUGGCCAGCCGAAACAUCUGUUCAAGAAGAUCGACGAAAAGAAGGAGCAAGAGUGGCGCGAACAGUUCGGCGGUGGUGCUGGUGCCUCAUCUUCCCAAGAAGAUGCGCAGGUGCUUAGCAAGAGCAAAGCUGCGAAGUUGGCAAAGCAGGCGCGCAAGGCCGCUGCUGCCGUCUCCGGUGGUGCUGGUGGUGACAGCAGCAAAGUAGCUUUGUCAGCGUCUUCAAAAAAACAGGGGCAACAGGGGAAAGUAGAGCAAACACCCGAGAUGGAAGCGCUCUCGAAGAAGAUCGAAGAGCAGGCUAAGCUUGUUCGCAGCGUCAAGGAAGAUGCAAAGAAGGCGGAUGCAUCCGAUGACGUGAAAGCGAAGGUUGAGAACGAGGUACAAGCUUUGCUUCAGCUCAAGACCGAAUACAAGGAGCUCACGGAACAGGUUGGCAAGCUAGUACUGGAAGACGGCACGAGUGCGUAGCUAGAUUUCACUUUGGUUUCUUGUAUCCUACACCCGAACAAGGGGAACAAGGGGACGCGAUAGUGAUUCCAAA
Tilletiaria anomala UBC 951 is the source of this 2460-nucleotide messenger RNA. Its product is annotated as methionyl-tRNA synthetase. Gene Ontology annotation, molecular function: ATP binding; methionine-tRNA ligase activity. Gene Ontology annotation, biological process: methionyl-tRNA aminoacylation. Gene Ontology annotation, cellular component: aminoacyl-tRNA synthetase multienzyme complex; cytosol. The transcript has 4 exons. NCBI's taxonomy places the organism in Eukaryota, Fungi, Basidiomycota, Exobasidiomycetes, Georgefischeriales, Tilletiariaceae. The record is from RefSeq and is a predicted model, not a curated record. Bases 123 to 2387 code for a protein of 754 amino acids.